CGCGGGUGGUGGGAACGCACUGGCCAGCCUCUCCCGCCCCCAGCUCUGAGCCCAGCGCCCAGCCAUGGCGUGCCCCUUGGAUCAGGCCAUCGGCCUCCUUGUGGCCAUCUUCCACAAGUACUCGGGCAGGGAAGGCGACAGGCACACCCUGAGCAAGAAGGAGCUGAAGGAGCUGAUCCAGAAAGAGCUCACCAUUGGCUCGAAGCUGCAGGACGCUGAAAUUGCAAAGCUGAUGGACGACCUUGACCGGAACAAGGACCAGGAGGUGAACUUCCAGGAAUAUGUCACCUUCCUGGGGGCCUUGGCUUUGAUCUACAAUGAUGCCCUCAAAGGCUGAAAAUAAAUCAGGAAGGUGGAGACACCCUCUACCCCUUGUCUAAGUCAAAUCCAUGGAGGGCAAUUGUUCAAUAAACAUCAUCUUUGGCCAAGUCGGCCUCUAA
Molecule: messenger RNA, 440 nt
Organism: Suricata suricatta (meerkat)
Lineage: Eukaryota; Metazoa; Chordata; Mammalia; Carnivora; Herpestidae
Gene: S100A6
Product: S100 calcium binding protein A6
Exons: 2
Coding region: 65-337 (90 amino acids)
Cellular component (GO): nucleus; cytoplasm; perinuclear region of cytoplasm
Molecular function (GO): calcium ion binding; S100 protein binding
Source: RefSeq, a predicted model, not a curated record